Stylophora pistillata is the source of this 4906-nucleotide messenger RNA. RefSeq lists its product as uncharacterized. Gene Ontology annotation, biological process: homophilic cell-cell adhesion. Gene Ontology annotation, cellular component: plasma membrane. NCBI's taxonomy places the organism in Eukaryota, Metazoa, Cnidaria, Anthozoa, Scleractinia, Pocilloporidae. Gene Ontology annotation, molecular function: protein binding. The record is from RefSeq and is a predicted model, not a curated record.
UCAGCUAUGUUCCGUCCGUGAUCAUUUUGGUAAUAAAUUGUGGAAUACACACUUUUGUUAAUACUUCAAACUGAUUUACCACGAGGCUAGAAGCUCCAGCUUCUAGCUAAGAACUCACCGUCUUCGGCAGCAUAGCGUAUACUGGAAGGCUUAAGAAAUACGUUCAUAUCUCCGACACAUCAUGAGAGCGGGCCAGAUUCUUCUCCAAAUGAGCCUGUUGGUUGUUCUCUUGAUGUUCGACAUCGAAGGAAACUCAAGAUUGGCAGAAGGCAAAACUCUCCAGAAGUUUGUUCAUCAUGACAAUAAAGGAUCUCCGAUAUUUGUCAGGUCCCCCGUAAAUAAAACGAUCAGAGAGGGCAAAGGACUCUCCCUUAUUUGUGAAGCAACAGGGAAACCCAAGCCUCGAAUCAAAUGGAGAAAAGAUGGCCGGUCCAUUUCAACCGAUGAUAAGAGAGUUAUGAUUCGACACAAAACUCGACUGAGGAUAAAAAAUGCGGGUCCUCAAGACAGUGGUAUCUAUCAUUGUUUCGCCAAGAACCGUCACGGACAGGUUAACAGUGGAAAAGCAAAGGUGACAGUCAUAAGUGAUGGGACGUGCAGGCCAUACAACGGAUCCAUUUGCUCAAGAUACAUCUCCAAGGACACCAAAGUGUUUGUUAAACAACUCAGACCCCAACACGAAUCAGAAAAGAAAAUCGUUCAUGCCGCUUCAGUCCUAACGGACUACAUGAGUCCUCAAUGCAAAGAUUCGCUUCUACAAGCCCUUUGUUAUAACCUCUUCGCACCGUGCCAAGGCGGAAAGCAUAAAAGGUCUCCUAGACGUCUUUGCAAGGACGACUGUGAAGUUAUUCAAGGCAGAGCCUGUUCAAAAGAAAUUGAAUUGCUUAACGAAAGGCUUGGUGAAAAUGUCGAAGAAAUUGUUCCCAACUGUUCCUUGCUACCGUUUCAGAGCACGGUUGAGGCCAAGAAUUGUUUACCGAUAAGAAACAAAAAGCAAUCGUGUGAGACUUCGAAAGAUCCAUUUCAAGUAGAUAUCAAGCCAUGGAAGAGGACCUUUUCGUUAUGCAAUCAAAGAUUAAGCCGAAACGUUAAAAUUUACAACAAGGAAGUAUUCAGUCUUGUUAAAGACGUAAAGGCAGAGUUACGUAAUGGUAAAAUGGCACUAGAUUCACAGUCUAUGGAGCUAUCCACGUAUUGCUUUACUGCUUCUCUUCCUGUGACAAAACUGGUGCAUGAUUGGACAGCUUACUUCAGGACACCGCUUCUCCCCAACUUCCCACGGCCAUACAACUUGACAGUUCCUGGAUUGAAAAUUGUUACAGUUAAUUCGAGCGUUGACACAAUAUGGGUUCCUCUCGGCUACGCAGCAAUAUACACAGUACACAGGAAAAUCACCUUGCGAAACGUGACCUUCUUUUAUCGACACCAAUCUGGACACGGAUCCUUUAUCGCUAAAGGGAAGUACAACAUCUGUGAUACUGUUUUUGAUAUGACUGUGGAAUCACUUCCGGAUGGGAAUGUCAAGCUCAGCGGUAACUCAGAAACACCUGUUGAUGCCAGCACCAUCGAGACGGCCUUCGUAUCCGCGAGUCCGUCUUCUAUGUUGGUCAGAGCGAUCGAAAAAAUAAACUUAUUUGUGCUUCGUUUGAUGAGACCCUCUAUGGAAGCUUAUAUAAAUAAAGACCUGAUCGUGAAAUUUUCUGGAGAGUCAUACUUAUAUUUAGACACUGGAGUCAAGGCUGUUCCUAUCACUUUGGAAAUUUUUGGCGGAAAGUGGGGAAGAGAAGACGUACUUAUGGCGGGAAUUACCAGCAGUCGGGUCACAAUGAACCAAGCUUUGCGUUUGUUCACGGACCUAUCACUUCCUUAUUUGGACAUGCAUGCUUCCAACGAAUCAAGAGUUGGAAUAGUGCUCUCUGCACAUGCUCUAGACCUUAGCAAAAGUCUAUUUGAAAUAUUCAAAGGAGAGCCACUGGCGCAUGCAUUUACAGACACUGUCCCCAAGGGUUUAAGCCUGGUAACUAGAGGAUCAAUUCCCGUGGAAACGCACAAGGAUAACCAAAUGUGCCAGCUUUUCCAGACUAUUUUUGGCCGUGGAAGUGAGUUUACACUAAAGGCAUCAACAAACUGGGCAUCCAUCAGUCUCGACUGGCAUUUUCACAAUCUUGCAGAAGGAGCAGUAUCACCGUUUGACCAAGUGGAGAUGAAAAUGAAGAUCAAAGACACCGGGUUACUAAAGGUGAAGCCUUUGCACCAAAUGAACAUCCCUCUUAAUGGAAUUCUUUACAAGAAAGGUCAGCGUUUGGACAGGUGGGAGUUCAGCGGUCAGUUAACAUACAGAGGGCUCAAGGCAAACCUUGAAGCAAACUUUGAAACCCGAUCUGUUUGGAGAAGAGCCUUUGGAAUAGAGUACUUGUCUUUAAAGAAUCUGCAGUUAGGAUUAUCAGUACCUAUUGGCCAAUCACAAAAGAGCAGCGCUACUGGUCAAGCUGACCUUGAGCUGGGUUCCCUGUGCGACGCAGCGCGCAAUCGAGAAAACGAAUCUAUCAAGCAAAGCUGUGUCACUGGACAUUUGUCCUUGGGAUUGUCUGAUAAAUCCGCUGAACAGUUCUUCUACGGUUCGCUGUCUCCUGUUAGUCUUCAAAAGCUACUUGAAGUGUGUAACAUCAAACAUAAGUUACCUGGCGCCCUGGCAACGAUAGGAUUUCCUGCAGGUCUACAGAUCUCUGUCGCAAAAGGAGCGCACGACCUUAGCGCCCUUGGAGGACCAACCAUAAAACCAGGGUUCAUUCUGUCUGGCAAGAUGAGUUUAUUUGGAAUUGAGACCACGGGAGCAAUUUCGCUGUUACCCGAAGAGUUUGUAAUAGAUGCUAAAAUCAAAUCAGAUGAAGAUUCUGCCACAAUGGACGAUAUCACUCCAUUAUCUUCCUCGACGUCGGGUUCCAAUCCCAAUCCUAAGCUUUUCCUGAAAGCUCGAAUGGAUUCAGCUCCAUUCGUGAAGGCACACGUUGACGGGUUUCCUCGGCUGUUUGGUAUAUUCAAGGACGUACAGAUGCUUGCUACCCGUGAUUCUUUGCAGAUUCAUCUCGCCAGUGACAUUAACAAGUCCUACAAAAUCGAUGUUCACCUAGUAACUAACUACAGCGCGAAUCGCAACGACACCCAGUUUAAUGCCAUGGUUGUCUUCGACAAUGGUUUGUCCAAGUUGACACGUAUGGCUUCAGAUCACGUGGUAUCCAUGCUUGAAUCAGAGAUGUCGAGACUCAAAUCAGCCAAAGGUGAAGUACAACGCCUCAGACGAGAAUGUAACAAAACAAUCAAACGAGAAUGCUCCAAGUGCAUGAACCUCGGAGUCUGCGCAAGUUCCUUCUCGGGUGCAAAAAAUUCCACGCAGAAGAAGCAAGAUACACAAAGAAUCGGCUCACCGCUUGACCUUUGUCAGCAGGUUGUGAUGAAACGCUGCCUAGUCGACCCCAGGUACCAUAAUGUUUGCAGAUUCGUUAGAGGAAAAUUGAACGAGACAUGCGCAGCUUACCGUGGUGCGGCAAAGUCUCAAAAAGACCUGGAGAGGGGACUGAGAUGGGUCAAGCAAGCUGACCGACGUAUGUACAGCGAACUGCUACAACUCCACUCCAUUUCGUUCAAAACGAAUGUCACAUCAGCCAAUCUUGAACAGACUUACUUGGACACUGCUUUAGAACUAACAAUAUUUGGACAAAAACAAAAACUCGAAGGUCGACGCAUCGAAUUCAACGAAUUCAUGAAAUUUUCGUCCGACAUUGCCAAGUACGCGGUGGACUGGUACGAAAAGACGCAGCCCCAGUCAAAGACAAAAUUACGUCAUCCAGACAACAGACCCAGGUCUCCUGCGUCGUAAGCAAGGAUACGAUAGGAAUAUCUUUCUCUUCUCUUAGACUUUUAAGGCAAACAGUGUUAUUGAAGACAAUUUAAGUUUAUUGCGAGGGAAGAUAUAUCCGAGGGAACUGCUUCUCGACGGCAGAAAUUACUCACUAUCAUUGUCAAAUAUUAUAAAGAUUUGUUACAGAUGUAAAUCUAAUUGUUCAGUUCAAUUGUGUAAAACUAAAUAAGCGGAUGUGAUGUUACUUUGAAUUAUGGAGUACUUGCUACCAUGAGCUGUAGGUUAGCUAAGUCCAUUUGGAAAAGCCUCGUUUGAGAAUUUCAGCUUUCCUGACUAAUUAACCAUCGCGUCACGCGAUCAUGUCAUGCAUGUUAAGAGGUUACCAAAGGGCGAACCCAUUCAAACAGCUGUAAGAGCAGUAAUUUAGGAGUCGCUCUUGUAGUUAUUUCACCAUCUUUUAAAACUUUGUAUACCCUCUCCUCUUUAGAGAUACGUUUCUCUAAGACUCAAAUGCAUUUAUAAGAUAACAUAAACUCAGUGUAGUUGAGACAUUUUCUAAUAACACAGCCGAUGCUGGUAAAACUAUCAAAUGCUGAGCUAUCAAGUGUGGAAAAUGCCAGGGGAAACGCCAGCUUGUGCAAAGCACGGAAAACGCCAGCUUGUAUCAAGUGAGAGAAAACAAAACAUUUGUGUUAAGCACGGGAAGCUCGAACCGGUGCAAAGCGCAAUUUUGUGGGAGCGGAAAGCCAUGCGGAAAAGUACAUUAACUUCAGAGCAUUUUUUUAAUGCGAUAUAGUUCAAGCGGUUCGCCAUAUUCUUCAUGCACAAGUAAACUUUUUAUAUUCUUAAAGGGAACAACUUUUCUUCAACGCUUUGCCGCCAGUAUUUGUCGAUUACCAAUGGGUCCGCUCUAAUGAAUUAUCACAUGUAUAUUUGGUAUUUAAUUAUAACGAUGGAAUUUCCGGAGGGAAGAUUUUAUGUACGUAGCAACUACGAAAUGUGGAAGAACACGUUUUGUUGAAACGAUAAAGUUAAAUUGAAAAUGUA